UGGAACUUGGAAUCGGAGUUUGAAGGCCAGGAGUCUUUAUGUUUCAUUUUAUCUUCCUUGAAUUGGAUUUUAAAACAUGGAUAUGUAUUACUUAAUUGAAAAAAAUAAUUUUUCCAAUCUUAAAAAAUGAAAUGAUAGACUGGACCACUUAUACAUUGCUGGUGGGAAUGUAAAAUGGCACAUCCACUCUGGAAAACAUUUGAGCAGUCUCUUUAAAAACUGAACAUUUUACAUAGCACGUAAGUACCAUACGACCCAGCAAUUACAGUUCUAUACAUCCCAGAGAAAUGACUUAUGUUUACACAAAACCCUGUGACACCUAUGUGGAAACAGCAUUCCAGGCACAGAGAACAGCUAGUUCAAAAAUCCUGAAGCAGGAGCAUGCCUGGCAGGUUCAAGGAGAAUCAGUGUAGGGAGCAGAGUGAACAAGGGCUGGAGUGGUAGGUGAUGAGAGCAGAAAGGUAUCUGAUCUUGUAGAACCUUCCAGGUCCUUGUAAGGACUUGGCUUCUACUCUGAAUGAAAUAGGGACAAUUGCAUAUGUGAGUCCGACAUUUGGGAGGGAGGUCUGGGCUGGGGAUAAACUUUCAGGGGGCAUGGGCUAGGAUUUAAAGCCAUAAGAUUGGCUGAGGUCCCCCAGGGAGUUAGGGUAGGUAGAGAAGAGAAGAGAUCCAAGAACCGAGUCUUGUGUCUCUCCACCCAUUAGUUGUCCUUCCUCUUCACAUUUCCUUGGAAAAAUUUUUUUUUUUAUUUUCAGUGGAACUCUUCCUAGGAAAGACGAUAAAAAUAACUUCCACUGCUGACAUGUGCCAGAUGCCUCAUGCAUUUUAUAGGUAAAAAUGCACAAGGGCAGAGAGGUUCGGUGACUUGCCACAAGCCAGAGCUACAACAAAGCCGAGUGAGAACUACCCGUGCAAUAUUUGUUGGCUCCGUAGCCCACAUUCUUUCCACUGCUUCUUUCUGUGAUCCAGUGUGUCCAAUGCCUGGGAACAGCUCCCCACUUCUUCAGCACCUUGGAGGUCAUCUCCAUAACCCAUUGUUCUAAGCAUCCCCCAGAAAGCUUGUGAAAAAUGCAAUGUAGUAGGCUGAACAAGGGCUCCCAAAGAUAACAGGUCCCAAUCCCUGGGACCUGUGAAUGUCACCUUAUAUGGCAAAAGGAUCUUUGCAGAUGUGAUUGAGUUAAAGAUCUUGAGACAGAGAGAUUAUCCUGGAUUAUAUGGAUGAGUUGUAAAUUCAAUUGCAAGUGUCCUUAUGAGAGAGAGGCAGAGUGAGAUUUGACACACAGAGAAGAAGGGAAGGCACUGUGACCACGGAGGCAGAGCUUGGAAUAGCCUGGCCACAAGUCAAGGAAUGCCAACAGCCACAGGAAGCUGAAAGAAGCCAGGAACGGAUUCUUCUUAGGGAGAGCCUCCAGAGCGAGGGUGGCCCUGUCGACUCCUUGACUUCAGCCCUGUAAAAUGGAUUUCAGAUUUCUGGCCUCCAGAACUGCUUCUCUAUCUGAGAUGCACGAAGAGAUCCCAACGGGACCAGUCGGCGCUGUGUGCUGCAAGCUGCCUCCUGGCCAGCCUGUGUGACACUGUGGGGGCAAUUCUGGCCAGACAGCUCGCCAUCCAGGUUUUCACUGGUGCCUACCUAGCAACUGUAGACCUAGUGAACUUUAUGUUCAUUCUCUUUCCAGUCUGUGGCUCCAAAUUCAAGUCUAAUUCAGGUCUGACGAGCUCUAGAUUCCAGGAGCCACAUUGGAUCUUGGUGUCUUGCAGGUCGCGGCUCCCAGGAAAGGAAGAGGAGGCAGCGGCUCAGGGCCAGCGUAUUUGCCCUGGCCCUGCCGCUGAGCCUGGGCCCAGGCUGGACUCUCUGGGCCUCUGUCCCGAAGGCGUCGGGCACCAUCCGGGGCCCGCAGCGGAGGCUGCUGGGAAGCCUGCUGCAGGAAAAUACCGAAAUCCUUGGCUACCUUCUGGGUGGAAUCGCUGCCUUCGGCUCCUGGUCUUCCCGGAUCCCCCCACUCUCCAGAAUCAGAACAGAACCAAGACCAAGACUGGGGAGAAGGAGGGCACUUUCCAUUCAGUAAAAGGAAGAACUUUAUGGUGCCGGGGUAAGACGUUUUCCUCCAUCCACCUGUGGACCCGGUUCCUGUCGGCCCUGGCUGGCCUCAUCUAUGCCUCGGCCAUUGUGGCCCACGACCGGCGGCCUGGGUACCUGCUUCGGGCCACACCUUGGUUCCUGAUUUCCCUCGGCGGUGCAGCACUGGACCUCGCUAUCAUUUUCCUUUCCUGUGUGAUGAAGAGCAAGAUGAGCCGGGCUUUGGGAUUUGCCAGUGAAGUGAGAGAGAGCCCCGACACCCAAGCCCUUUUGACCUCUGCAGAGAAAGAUGAGGAAGAAAUCCAGGUGGCAGGAAAUGAAGACAAGAAUUUGGAUUGGGUACCUCUUACCAUGCUACCGAACUGCAAGCCAUUCAGAACGAUGGCAGCCAUCAGUUGCUACAUGGAGCUGACCAUAGAGCCCGUGCAGCAGGCAGGCUGCAGCGCCACCAGGCUGCCUGGCGACGGACAGACGGGCACCGGAGACGCGCCCCUGCGGGAGCCCCCCUCGUACCCCCUGCUGCAGGUUAUCCGGGCCCGAGUGUCUUCCAGCGGCUCCUCUGAGGUCUCCUCGGUCAACUCCGACCUGGAGCAGAAGUACUGGGAGGCCCUAAACUUGGAGCAGGUAUGGACAAUCAAGCUUUCCAUUCCAGGAGGGACUUCCCAUGGCUUGAUUCCAGUUCCUGUUUUUAUUAGACCCACUUGGAUGCCUGAGCCCAGGCCAAAUGCCUUUAAAAAAAGAAUGUGAAAACAAGAGUGGGACCCUGAAGAUAUGAACCUUGAAAGCAACAAAGACAAUGUGGAGAUGCUCAGAUCCCAGGUCCACAGAGGCUCAAUGAGGCCAGUAGACCUGACCUCUGAUAAUUAACACCUCUGGAGCC
Messenger RNA from Choloepus didactylus (southern two-toed sloth), 2957 nucleotides. RefSeq names its product transmembrane protein 44 (gene TMEM44). The coding region runs from base 1658 to 2824 and encodes 388 amino acids. The record is from RefSeq and is a predicted model, not a curated record. The transcript has 12 exons. Lineage: Eukaryota; Metazoa; Chordata; Mammalia; Pilosa; Megalonychidae.